UCCUGAGGAGGAGGGAAGAUGGCGACCUCAAACAAUCCGCGGAAAUUCAGUGAGAAAAUCGCCCUGCACAACCAGAAACAGGCAGAGGAGACGGCUGCCUUUGAGGAGGUGAUGAAGGAUUUGAGCAUCACCCGGGCUGCACGGUUACAGCUUCAGAAGACACAAUAUUUGCAGUUGGGACAGAGCCGUGGUCAAUACUAUGGAGGGUCUCUGCCAAACGUCAAUCAGAUUGGGAACAGUGCCAUUGAUCUGCCUUUUCAGACUCCUUUUCAGGCUUCUGGUUUAGACACAAAUAGAACGACUCGGCAUCAUGGGCUAGUGGACAGAGUUUACCGGGAAAGAAAUCGCCUCGGAUCACCUCAUAGACGGCCUUUGUCAGUGGAUAAACAUGGACGACAAGUAGACAGCUGUCCAUAUGGAACUGUGUAUUUAUCACCUCCGCCUGAUACUAGCUGGAGACGGACGAAUUCAGAUUCUGCAUUACAUCAAAGUACAAUGAACCCAAGUCAGCAAGAAACUUUCUCUGGGAGCUCACAGGACAUGCAACAGAAACGAGUUUUAUUGUUAACUGUUCCUGGAAUGGAUGAGGAUAAUUCAGAAGCUGAUAAAGCCCUCGGCAAACAAGGAUGGGAUACAAAAAAGACGGGACCUUCAAGACCUAAAUCAUGUGAAGUUCCUGGAAUAAACAUUUAUCCAUCAGGUGACCAGGAGAACAAUUCGGGUCUUAUUCCUGCUGCACAUAACACAGGGGGUUCAUUGCCUGACCUGACCAACAUCCACUUCCCUUCUCCGUUACCAAUUCCAUUAGAUCCUGAGGAGUCGUCUUUUCCAACUCUAAAUAACUCUAACAGCACAGGCAAUUUAUCUCACCUGGGCAUGAACAACACAAGUCAAGGAAUAACACAAGGUACAGUCACAGUGUCGCCAUCUCAUCGGCAGUCAUCUGUUAGUCCACUUUCAUUAAAUUCUGAUUCCAGAAGGCAACAGUCGCAACAAAUGUCUCCUACUAUGUCACCCCUCUCACCUAUUUCUCAGGCUGUAGCAAUGGAUGCAAUGUCUUUGGAUCAGCAGCUACCCCCAUACACCUUUUUCACACAGCCAAGUUCUGCACAGCAGUCUCAAGUGCCAAGUGGCCUCUCUCAAUCUCCCUCAUUAAUUCAGAGUUCUGGUUUACAAAGGGGUGCCCAGCUCCCUCCUCUCACGGUCACUAUAUCAACUACUGUCCCACAGUCCCCUCCAGGAAUCCAAACUCCAACGUCUCUGGCAAUAGACAUUAAUUCGCAUUCAAUUUUAGGUAGCGUGUUUGGAGAUUAUUAUGACCAGCAAAUGACAGCACGGCAGACAAAUGCUCUGUCUCACCAGCUUGAACAAUUUAACAUGAUUGAAAAUGCAAUUAGUUCCAACAGCCUUUACAGCCCUUGUUCAACACUCAACUAUUCUCAGGCAGCUAUGAUGGGAUUAACAAGCAGCCACAGCAGUUUACAAGACUCCCAGCAUUUAAACUACUCCAGUCACAGUAACAUCCCCAAUAUUAUCCUCACAGUAACAGGAGAAUCUCCUCCAAGUUUAUCAAAAGAACUGACCAAUUCAUUGGCAGGUGUUGGAGAUGUAAGUUUUGAUUCAGAUUCACAAUUUCCCUUGGAUGAACUUAAAAUUGACCCUUUAACGUUGGAUGGACUGCACAUGCUUAAUGACCCAGACAUGGUCCUGGCGGACCCAGCCACAGAGGACACUUUCAGAAUGGAUCGACUGUAGAGUAUUUACUUCAUGCAGGAAAUAUUAUGCUGCCCCUUUUCCAGAACUGAGCAGAGAAGGUCAGUGGGCUUGUCAUGUUGAAGACAACCACUGAUGUGUUGCUCUGUGAUGUAUGAGUAAAACCCUGCUGUCCUAAGCUUGCAAUGCUACAGAUCCCUCAUUGUGCGCUGUGUUUUAACUUGUGUAAUCCACAUCAUUGCAGCCUAAUGAAGAAGGAUAAUAAAUCUGCCCCUUUCAAAUCCACCAAAGUUCUUAUGUAUGGUUAAGACUUGCCCAUUAUGAAUUUGCACUAGAGGUGUUUCAACCUGGUUUCGAAAAGGAGGCUUGAAGUUUCUGAUUGAUAGCAAGUCAUCCGCCUUACUACAACCUGUAUUCAUUUAUGCUGCAGAAUAAAUUUAAACGUGUUCAGCAAAAUUCUGGAAGGACACAAUCUUACAAGAAGUAAUCAUGGAUAAUUGUUUUCUUACUGUUCAGAGCUCUUUUGUUAUGUAAAUUUUCCCAAACAAGGACAGCUUUGACCAAGAUUCAUUAGGCCAUCUUGUCAUAGAAAGACCUUUCAAAAACUUUGUUUUAGAAAAGCCACCUGAGAAUGGAGGUACAUGUCAAAUGGAGACACAAUGGAACGUUAUUUUCAAAGAAGAAUCUUAUGCAGUGACGUUAUUUAACCUCUUAAGGACAAAUGACGGAAUUUUUCCGUCAUAAAACAAUUGAGCAAACUGUAAGUUGUGUCCUUAAAGGGUUAAACCCAUUAGUGACUGAGCUAAAAAGCUUAGCCUUAUUUUUAUUUUGAACGGCAUUUUGAUGGUUUGUUGUCCUGGUUAACAUACUGGUUAGCAAUUAAUGAAUACUUAAGUACUGAUUGAUAUAUAUAUAUAUAUAUAUAUAUAUAUAUAUAUACAUAUAUAUAUGUUUAUUUUGGGUAUGAUUUUUUUCUUAUACAGGUCAUUUUCAGGCUAACAAUUUUCAAACUGGAAUUUUAAAAUGUCAAAAGGGAAUUAUAUUUUAAAUUGGAAAAUUUAGUAGGGGGCAUUUUCCUUUUAAUCCAUGUGUUCGUCUUGGUUUUAAUUAUUGAAAUUAAAUUGCUACCCUUCAUCAUAAUGUGUUCUCACACAGUUGUGAUUAAUAUAGUCUCACGUGAGAGAAUAUGUAAUCAGUGUAUCCAUGAAAUUGCUAUUAACCAUAUCUCUGUAGAACACACACACGCUUUUUAGGUUUUUAUGUAUGGUAAUAACGCUGAUACUUAGGUGCUUUCCUGAGGUCAAAAAGCACUUUUGUGAACCUUGUUGGGCUUGUAAAGCACUGUAUGAAAUUUGCCUUUUUUAUGCAGUGAUUAGAGGCUUGAUUUAUGUCAGGCUAAACUUACUAAGGGAUGUAUAUCAUUGAUCAUCAUCAUGACUCUUCCGCAAAUGUACCUUUAGAUUAUUCUUAAAGCCUGACUUUACUGUGUUCCUUCUAAAUUUGACAACUGAAUAUGUUUGUGAUGUGUUUUGAGAGCACUCAGCACUACUUCAUAUGUACUAUCACCCAGCCAUUACAGCCAACAAAAAAGUGUACAAUAAUUCUAUAGCAGAGAUGUGAAAAUCCAGUCCUACUUAUCUAUCAGAUUCAAGGAUUAGAACUGAACACCUGUGUUUUAGAGAAUAAAAAAAGAUUGUAUGAUUCUAGGUAUGAAAUUUACUGAAAUCCCUUAUUUUACCUUAUGUAUUCAGCAUGAUAGCAGCAUUAAAUUGGUACAAGCGUCUAAAAUGUUCAUCACCUGUUUUAUCACUGUAAAUUAUUUUUUAUGUCGCUUCUUUUACAUAUUUGUAUGUUAUGAAAUAUUAAAUAUAAAAAAUAUAAAUUUA
This is a messenger RNA of Bombina bombina (fire-bellied toad), 3599 nucleotides long. RefSeq names its product CREB regulated transcription coactivator 1 (gene CRTC1). The record is from RefSeq and is a predicted model, not a curated record. Gene Ontology annotation, cellular component: nucleus; cytoplasm. The transcript is spliced from 13 exons. Gene Ontology annotation, biological process: protein homotetramerization; positive regulation of transcription by RNA polymerase II. NCBI's taxonomy places the organism in Eukaryota, Metazoa, Chordata, Amphibia, Anura, Bombinatoridae. Bases 19 to 1755 code for a protein of 578 amino acids. Gene Ontology annotation, molecular function: cAMP response element binding protein binding.